AUGUCGUCCUUCUUUACUGUUCCCGCCUCUCAGAGGAAGAGAAAGCGGACAGAAGGAGGAAAUGGCCCCAUCAAGGCCAGAAAGAGGAGAGAAGCCAACAGGAGCGAGCAGCGCCCAGAAACCACAGAAGAAUCCUCCACACGACGGAAACCUACAAGACCUCGAGACCGAGACCGAGAUGAAUCAAUAUCUGGAAGUGACUCAGAGUCACAGAUCGAACUAGAAUCCGGUGAAGAGUCAGAGGCGACAUCAGAAGAGGGCGAGAAUGCUGCGGACCGCAGAAUCCGACUGGCACAGAGAUAUUUGGACAAUAUCAGGCAGGAGGUGGACGAGGCUGGCUUCGAUGCAGAGGACUUGGACAAAGACAUUAUUGCUACAAGACUUAGGCAAGACGUGGAUGAGGCAAAAGGGCGACAGUUUAGACUACUGGCCAACAAACUCGACUUCUCCGGUGCUUCCCACACAGCCUUUCGAGCUGACACAGAGAGUACCACUGGAGUGGCUGUCAGUCAGCCCUAUCUCUUUACAGUCAGCAAGGAUAAAACCUUGAUCAAGUGGAAGCUACAGUCGCCAAUUAUUCCUGAUGGAAAGACAGCACCAUCACGGAGGAAGCGACCUCAACAAGUAGCAUAUGUCAAGGGUGUCAAGAUUCGUGCCCUGGCCCCCCAACAGCAUGGCCAUACCGGUUCGAUAUUGUGCGUGGCAGCAUCACCCGACGGGAAAUUUGUCGCAACCGGAGGAGCCGAUAAGAAACUGAUCAUCUGGUCGGCCGAGGACCUGAAACCGCUCAAAACUUUCACAACACAUCGUGAUGCUGUGACAGCGUUGGCAUUUGCACCCAAGUCCACAACUGAGUCUGGGUUUGGAGCGCAGCUUUUCAGCGCCAGCAAGGAUCGGUCGCUCAAAAUUUACAGUCUAGCUGGAGAAGACAGUCUUGCCUAUGUCGAGACGCUGUUUGGUCAUCAAGACCACAUCCUGGAUGUCUCGGCGGUAUCAGUUGACCAAUGUGUCUCGGUGGGAGCCAGAGAUCGAAGAGCUUUGUGGUGGAAGGUAGUUGACGAGUCACUGACGAAAUUUCUGGGUGACAGUUCCAAGCAUGAUACAUACCAGACGGGAAGCCUGGAUUGUGUCGCCGCUCUGCCACCCAACCAUUUUGUCACUGGUUCCGACUCGGGUGCAAUCAGUCUGUGGAGUGUCCACAAGAAGAAAUCGCUAUUCACGAUCCAGACGGCACACGGCGUGGACGAGCCCUUACCACUCGAAGACGUCACAGCUGAGAUUGAUCCAGCGGCCUUGGAAAGGCUGAAGCUGAGUGACAAACGCAGACCCAUUCCCCGAGCCAUCACUGCCCUUACCGCCCUUCCAGGGACCGACAUCGUCUUGAGUGGUAGUUGGGAUGGUUGGAUCAGAAUAUGGAAGUUGAGCGACGAUAAACGAUCUUUGAUAUCACUUGGUGUUGUAGGAGGCAGCGAGAGCCAUCCAACCACACAAACCAACGGUGUCACUGGUAAUGUCGACAAUGAGACCAAUGGAGUGACGAAUGGAGACGAAUCGUCUUUAGAACACCCUGCUAAAGCAGACGCCCGAGGCCCAGCCCGUGGAUUUGUCAAUUCAAUAGCGGUCUUUGAGCGAAGAAAGGAAAUUGUGAAUGAAUUUGGAGGGACCAAGGAAGGCGAAUGUCAAGGUCUCUGCAUUGUUGCCGGGACAGGCAAAGAUUUGAGACUGGGGAGAUUCAUGAAACUCCCAGGCUCCAAGAAUGGAGCGGUUGUAUUUGAGGUCCAGCUGAGCAAGCAGGUGUAGACUUUGGAUGAGUGGUCUUUACACG
Exophiala mesophila is the source of this 1825-nucleotide messenger RNA. RefSeq lists its product as uncharacterized. NCBI's taxonomy places the organism in Eukaryota, Fungi, Ascomycota, Eurotiomycetes, Chaetothyriales, Herpotrichiellaceae. The transcript has a single exon. The record is from RefSeq and is a predicted model, not a curated record. Gene Ontology annotation, molecular function: protein binding; snoRNA binding. Bases 1 to 1800 code for a protein of 599 amino acids. Gene Ontology annotation, cellular component: small-subunit processome.